GCCUCAGUCCCGUGUAUCUAUAAAGGCUGGCGAAGAUACGACAUACCGAGCAUUAUUCAGGUAACUACACAAGUCUCAGCAACACCCCUCACCCCGAUUCCAGUUCGCAACCGCUCUAUUCUGUCAAGAUGCAGAAGACAUCAUCCCUUGCGGUCAAAUACAUUGGCUCGACGUCAAAACAGUCCAUUCCGGCAGCUUUCCAGGCAGCCACCAACAAGGCAAGCGAGACUAUUGAGAAGAAGUACCCAAAGGUUCAGGACGCAAAGAUACAGGGCGCCCAACCUCACAAAUCAUCGAAGGACCCAAAUGACCCAAAGCAAGUCAUUACCAUCAGUUAUCACACGGCGAAGGGCACACGAGUCACCUCGGUUCACGUGCAUGACGAUAACACAUUCGUUGAGUUUCCAUCUCGCAAUGCAGGGAAGGGAAAGUGAUUGUGAAUGAUGCAAUUGAGUGGCUAGGCGACAGCGGCGUGAUUUCUUGUAUGGGGGGUUUUCUGUCACCAACGACCCGGACAACUUGCAUAGUGAGCUUACUUCGUAUAGUCCUCCACGGGCAUCUGAAACAUCAUUAAAAGC
Molecule: messenger RNA, 578 nt
Organism: Cercospora beticola
Lineage: Eukaryota; Fungi; Ascomycota; Dothideomycetes; Mycosphaerellales; Mycosphaerellaceae
Source: RefSeq, a predicted model, not a curated record